AUGGCAGAAUUGAAGCAGCCAAGACCCCGCAAGGCCGAUCCUCAAACGACGACGAUCCUAAGGUCUCUGCUCCUCCUGGUCGUCCUCCUAGGGGUCUCUGCUGAGGAUCCGCCCCCUCCCGCUCAGGUCACGUGGACGGAGUUCUGGUUGGUUCGCUUCGUCCUGAAUAUCGGGGGUUACGCCACCAUCCUGGUCCCCGGCUUCCUGCUCAUACAGUACUUCAAACGGCGCAACUACCUGGAGACGGGUCGGGGGGUCUGUUUCCCGGUGGUGAAGUCCUGUGUGUUCGGAAAUGAGUCCAAGUCACUGUCAGCGGAGGAGCCGUCACCCAGCGCCCGGGGGGACGGGGACCCCUCUACCACACAACAAGCCUUCAAGCUGCUCUUCUGUGCCGCCGGCCUCCAGAUCUCCUACCUGACCUGGGGUGUCCUCCAGGAGCGGGUGAUGACCCGGACCUACUCGUUUUCGGAGCCCGGUACUCCGGGGGAGAAGUUCAGGGACUCGCAGUUCUUGGUGUUCAUGAACCGUAUCCUGGCUCUCACUGUGGCCGGCGUUUACUGCGCCCUCACCAAGCAGCCGCGUCACGGGGCGCCCAUGUACAAAUACUCCUUUGCUUCUCUCUCCAACAUCCUGAGCAGCUGGUGUCAGUACGAGGCCCUGAAGUUCAUCAGUUUUCCCACCCAGGUCCUGGCCAAGGCCUCCAAGGUCAUCCCGGUGAUGCUGAUGGGUAAACUGGUGUCUCACAAAAGCUACGAGUACUGGGAGUACUUCACCGCUGUCCUGAUCUCCGUGGGGGUCAGCAUGUUCUUACUAUCCAAUGGGGGAGGUCACCGGGCGUCGGGGGUCACCACCUUCUCCGGAGUGGUCAUCUUGGCCGGAUACAUCGUCUUCGACAGCUUCACCUCUAACUGGCAGGACUCGCUCUUCAAGUACAAGAUGUCGUCCGUGCAGAUGAUGUUUGGGGUGAAUCUCUUCUCCUGCCUAUUCACCGUCUUCUCUCUGCUGGAACAGGGGGCGCUGCAGGACUCCAUCCGCUUUAUGUCCCGUCACCCCGAUUUUGCCUUCCACGCGGCGCUCCUGUCCGUGUGCUCGGCCUUUGGCCAACUCUUCAUAUUUUACACCAUAAACAAGUUUGGGGCAGCCAUUUUUACCAUUAUUAUGACUCUGCGCCAGGCGUUGGCCAUCCUCUUGUCUUGUUUGCUGUACGGUCACCCGGUCACGUCUGUGGGCGCGGUGGGGGUGGCGGUGGUCUUCCUCGCCUUAUUCCUUCGUGUCUACGCCAGAGGCCGGAUGAAGAAGAAGGGGAAGAAGGCGGCGGAUGCCCCGGUGAUCCAGAAGGUCUGACCGGUGCCGUUGUUGACCCAUUAGAUGUUUCUGGGCUGAGCGGCCCCUUUUGGGUUUUAUCUCUGAUCUCUCCGGACAUUUGUGGCGCGUCGGCUGCCGUUAGGAUAGAAGCCGAGGACGGCGCGGCGGACAGGAGGAACGGGAUUCUUUUUUUAUUUGUAUUCAGGACUGGAACGUUCUCGCUAUUAUUAUUAUUAAACGGUACAUUUACAUUUUCUGAAGGUU
This is a messenger RNA of Hyla sarda, 1569 nucleotides long. RefSeq names its product solute carrier family 35 member B2 (gene SLC35B2). The transcript has 4 exons. The record is from RefSeq and is a predicted model, not a curated record. Gene Ontology annotation, molecular function: 3'-phosphoadenosine 5'-phosphosulfate transmembrane transporter activity. Lineage: Eukaryota; Metazoa; Chordata; Amphibia; Anura; Hylidae. Gene Ontology annotation, biological process: transmembrane transport. Gene Ontology annotation, cellular component: Golgi membrane; endoplasmic reticulum membrane. Bases 1 to 1344 code for a protein of 447 amino acids.